AUGUUCCUUUCAAGGUGCACCCCUGCGAUGCAACACAAUGGACCCAGCCUGCACACAAGGCGCGUGUGCGGAAUGCCAAAUAUGCGCGCCAUCUUGAUCAUCACCUUUUACCUUGAUACAGCCAUUGUCUGCCGUAUCUUGCCUUGUUGGUGGCACUCGCCCUCAAUCCGCUGCCGCCUUAUCUGCCAUGUCACUAAAGGUCGGGCUGGGUAUAUCGGCAUGCAUUGUGCUAGUUCCCAAAGAAGGAGGUGGUUUCUGCACUUGUGUGCUUUUAAGCUUAAUGCUAAGCGGGUCUUGGAUGGCAUUCGAAUUUCUACCCUCAUGCCAACAUAG
Messenger RNA from Bipolaris victoriae FI3, 333 nucleotides. RefSeq lists its product as hypothetical. The transcript has 2 exons. The coding region runs from base 1 to 333 and encodes 110 amino acids. NCBI's taxonomy places the organism in Eukaryota, Fungi, Ascomycota, Dothideomycetes, Pleosporales, Pleosporaceae. The record is from RefSeq and is a predicted model, not a curated record.